GGAUACUGAAGAAGAGAGGUAAGUGUAUAUACUGUGCUGGUCAUUAUAUUGAAGAAUAUUAAUCCACAUCAUUUUAUCAUAUUUUAUUAUGGAUAGUCGCGUCCUCUAUGUUGCCAUGACUCGAGCCAAAUGUUUCUUGUAUAUGACACAUGCCGCAAUGCGCCGUAGAUGGGACGAUUAUGACAAACCAUUAAUCAGUCGGUUUUUAUAUGAUCUUCCUACAUCAUCCUAUCAAAAAUCAACACCAGUAUGGAACGCUACAAUACGCCAAUGGGUCGCGACUGUACUCCGAAAACAUUAUGUGGAAGAAAAAACCCUUCGACUCGAAGAUGGUGGAAAGACCUUUGAAAGCCAGGAUGAUAGUGAAUCAGCUCUCGAUCAACCUUCGACGCAAACUUCUCUAUUAGAUGUCAAAACCCAUGGUAUCAUUCCUUCAUUUGCAUCAGCCAUCAACCUUUUAUCCUCUGAACAUCAAUUACAUCAACAUCAACCACAUCAACGCCAAAAAGAAAAACAAUAUUCAAUAUCGAAAAAUACACCACACUCUUCAUUCUCUUUUUCUCGACCGACUCUUACGAUAUCAACAUCAAUAUCAAUACCUAAACCAUAUAACAGUCCCUCUACCACUCUAUCGAAAUACCAAGAUCAACUAACAAAUGGCAUUGGCCAUAAACAACAACGAAAUAAUACUACAACAUCAUCACAUCACCUUAUCAAAAACGAAUCACCAAAUAUGCAUGAAUCACUUACUACAAAACUUGGACAAAAGAGAAAUAUGAAUUAUUUUGAUGGUAUACAACAAUCAGGCAAGACCAACAAAAUCAACAAGAAACGAACAAUCGAAUCAUCAGAAUUCAAUAUAGAACAAAUCGUUACCAAAGCAAUACAAGGUGUGGCAGUGGGGAAGAAUAGUUUUAGUCUGGAUGAAGUGGUUAUCAAGGCCCAAAAAGAAAACAUUGAAAAUGACCAAGCGGUGACAAUCCAGAAUCAAGUGAUAAAACAAUUGGACAACCUGGUGAAAACUGGUGCCUUAUGGAAAACAAAGAAGAAUGGUAGCAUUAGAUUCCUUGUAGCAGAAUAGUAGAUGUUAUUUGUUGAUACCCCUCCUCCAUAUUUAUAUAUUCCAACUCUUUGUUCUUAGCCUUAACCAUAGAAUAACCUUUUUUUUUUUUCUUCUUUUCUUAAUUUGUAUGUAUCUGAUCAUCAUCAUUUUUGUCAUUCAUCAUUAUCAUCAUUAUCCUUGAAUGUAUCCGGUUUUUUAUUGAAAUGAAUAAACAAAUACUUAAAAAAAUAUAUAUAUA
Molecule: messenger RNA, 1301 nt
Organism: Halteromyces radiatus
Lineage: Eukaryota; Fungi; Mucoromycota; Mucoromycetes; Mucorales; Cunninghamellaceae
Exons: 2
Coding region: 89-1081 (330 amino acids)
Source: RefSeq, a predicted model, not a curated record